CCAUAUCGCUUUGAGAACCAGGGCUGGAACUGGCUGUCGGGAAUUAUAUGAAGUACUGGACAUAUAUACAGCUGAUCACAUCCACACAAAACAGCAAGAACUUGCCCUUCCCAAACAUGGCCGGAUCCGGAGUCUGCGACUCUGCAACAAUAACUUCCGCCACCUACUGCGACUGCUUCGUUUCCCAUGGUUCUUCGCGCCUCGCCUGCCCCCCCUAGUGGUAACUACUGCGUCGAUCGUCCAAGAACCGGUGGCAGUGGGGCAGGAGCCUCGACCGUGGAGGGUGAAGACAGUGGCAUAUUGCAAUUGUAUUGCUUAGAGGAGCGGAAAUCGGUAAUAGGAAAGAGCAGACGCCUAUAGCUGGAUGUACUAAAAAGAAAUUCCUUCAGACAUGGCAUCUCGCAUCGGGCUUCGCAUGCAGCUAAUGAAGGAGCAGGCACAACAGGAGGAGCAGAGGGAGCGGAUUCAGAUGCAACAUCAGCAGCAUUUCCUGCAGCAGAAUCACAUGGUGCCACCAGCUGCUACUCCUGCAAUCAGCACCCCGGCAUCUUUCCAACCACCCCCGCCUGUCCCAGUAGAUGUCCUAAAGGUUCAGACUCACCUAGAAAACCCAACUUCAUAUCAUUUGCAACAGUCUCGCGACAAGAAGGUUCGGGAUUACCUCUCUGAUACCUACGGAAACAAGUUUGCUUCCCAACUGAGUCCCCUGAGACUUUCCCCGAAGCCCCCACCUGCUCCCUCCUCUCCUGCCCACCGUACUGCACGCCUCUCUUCCUCGGCCGGCAAUAGUGCGCCCAACAGUCCCAUGGCCAGGCUUAACUUGUGCACAAAUGCAGAGAGGGAGAUGGAUGAUGUCAUUGAUAAUAUAAUGAGUUUAGAUGACAUGUUUGGAUACACAGAGCCUGCACUCUCAAUGCCAAACACGCUUCCCUUUUCCAGCAGUCACUUGGGACUGUACAGUGAAAACUCACUGCUCUGUGACACUGUUGUGGGAGUCACAAGCAAUUCAUGCCCUGCUGACCUAGCGAUUAAAAGGGAAUUGACUGAUGCAGAGAACAGAGCAAUUGCACGGGAACGUCAGAAAAAGGACACACAUAACAUGAUUGAAAGGAGGAGGAGAUUUAACAUCAAUGAUCGGAUUAAAGAACUAGGGACACUGAUUCCAAAAACUAAUGAUCUUGACACACGCUGGAAUAAAGGCACUAUCCUGAGGGCAUCUGUAGAAUACAUCAAACAUAUGCAGAAGGAGCAGCAAAGGAGCCGAGAGCUGGAGGCACACUCUAAGCAGCUGGAACAGGCUAACAAGCAACUGUGGCUGCGGAUUCAGGAACUAGAAUUGCAAGCCCAGGCACAUGGUCUCCCAACUGCUUCUCCUCAAAGUUUGAACCCACGUGAUCUCAUAAAACAGGAGCCUGACACAGUUCCAGAUCUCCAGCAGCAGCUAACAGCUCCACCACAACCAACCUACCAGCAGCAGAAGCUGGAGUUUCCCACAGACCUCUGCUACCAAAGCACCACUUGUGCAAACUCUUCUUUUCCUGAUUUAUCCAGGACAGAUCUGGACCUCAUGCUGAUGGAGGACACCAUGCUGACAUCUGAUCCCAUUAUGACCUGUGACCCACUCAUGUGCACCCUGUCCCCUGACACUUCUAAGGCCAGCAGUCGGAGAAGCAGCUUUAGCAUUGAUGAGGUUGAUGGACUGUGACUGUGACUGUGGAUAGACACUGAACCCUGAGUGUUUUAAAAGAGUGUAUGGGCAGUGGCCUCUUAAUACUGUCUUAUUUAAAGGACUGUUUGGACAGCUAUGCACCAUUUUCAGAUCACUUACAUUGAUCUGUAUGCACUGAGAAAUGCACACUUUUAAGUAUAAUAAACUUAACUAGUCCCUACAUGCAAACAUACCAUUACAUAUAGGUACAUAAAGUUCAGGGAUGUAAUUUGAAACGCAGAGAAACAUGUUAAAUUCCAGCAAGAAAGGAUGACGCAUGCAGCUGCCAUUUGAAACGUGCAAACAUUUUUAAAGGUGUUGUUCCGACUAAAGCUGUGUGAGAAUGACUCUACCGUAAAGGCUACAACUUAGCUGAGACAGCAAUAUAUGAGACGGUGAAACUUCUCAUUAGCUGAAGUGCUUUGUGAAAGUUAACAUUGUGAGAGUUAACAUUGGAUAAAACAUAUUACGGAUUCUUAUAGUGGGCAAAUGCAUUUAAGGUUUCCAUGGCAGCAUCAAUAACACAUUAAUUACUAACUAUUGUUAAUUUAUGUAUAUUGCUGUUUCAAUUGUGAAACAAUUGAAACUCAUUUGUAUCUAAUAUGUUGCCUUGAUAUUCUGUGAAGAAGCUCAUAAAAGAUUCCCAUUUCUUAUCUGCAGUUCUCAGUAAUGUAGGUGGAACUACCAAAACUAGUUAAGAAAUAUGCUAAGGACCCCCAAUCAUUUAUAGACAAAAGUGUAUUGUGACAUGGAUUUGUCAUGUUCUAACAUUAUUAGGUUUUGCUCAAAUUAGUAAUUUGCAAUAUACAUAUAGAAUCUACUGGACUUACUAUAACAUUCAGUUGAGUUUUGCCCUCUAAAUAUUAACCCUUGACAUGAGCCGACAGUGCCUAUAAAC
This is a messenger RNA of Spea bombifrons (plains spadefoot toad), 2606 nucleotides long. RefSeq names its product transcription factor EB (gene TFEB). NCBI's taxonomy places the organism in Eukaryota, Metazoa, Chordata, Amphibia, Anura, Pelobatidae. Gene Ontology annotation, molecular function: RNA polymerase II cis-regulatory region sequence-specific DNA binding; DNA-binding transcription factor activity, RNA polymerase II-specific; protein dimerization activity. Gene Ontology annotation, biological process: regulation of transcription by RNA polymerase II; humoral immune response; positive regulation of DNA-templated transcription. The record is from RefSeq and is a predicted model, not a curated record. The coding region runs from base 392 to 1705 and encodes 437 amino acids. The transcript is spliced from 10 exons. Gene Ontology annotation, cellular component: nucleus.